CACAACUACCACGUGUCCAAGUCCAUACUGUACCUCAUACAUUGGCAUUCGGCAGGCAGAUGUCGAUCUUUGCGGAUGUCUAAGAGACUGUGCUGGAUCCACGACUCCAUCAAUUACAGAAGAUAUAUCCACUGAACCUGAAAAUAACAUUUCGAGGUGUCGUGAUGGCAGGGAUGAGCAGAGGUCGAGGAAGGAACCAGUUUACCUUUAAUGUGGACGCACUAGGUUUCGGAAGGGGUGAUUCUUUACCUACAACUACUCAUACGCCUUCUCCUCUUUUUCCUCCUAUGCAAUUUCAGCCAGUGCCUCUGCAUACAGGUGAAGAAGUGGAAUAUAUGCUCGCUCUCAAGCAGGAACUGAGAGCAUCCAGCAAGAAUCUGCCUUUCCACAUUAGAGCAGCCAGAACAAAGAGAGAUGUGUCACGUUACUCUGAUAAAUAUCAAACUGGAGAGCCAAAAAACAACACCAUUGAAUGGAGUCCAGACUGGAGCCGACUGCCGAAAGAGCUUUGCAUUAAAGUACGAAAACCCCGGAAAACAAUCAUAGGUGCCAAGCAGCAACUCAAGCAGAGACCAAAAGUAACUGCAUCCAAAGAAGAGUUUCUUCAAAAACUAGAGACACUUGAGAAGGAAGAAGUGCAUUCUGAGGAAGAGGAGGAUGAGGAGAAGAAGAAGAAGAAACAGAAUGAUGACGAAGAGGAGGAUCCAGAAGUGGAGGAAGAUUAUGAUGAAGAGGAGCUUGAGGAUGAGACAGACUACAUCGUGUCUUACUUUGACAACGGAGAGGAUUUUGGAGGAGAUAGUGAUGACAAUAUGGAUGAAGCUGUCUACUAAUACAUUUCAAGAGGCCUUUUAUUUAAUUUAUCACUGUGGGAUGCAUAAUACUGAAAGUAUGUCUUCAUAAUGUAAGUGGCUGAAUUGAAUUUCACAACUAAUGUUAAUAAGAUCCAGAGAGUCUGUGCUGCUAUUGAGAUGCUCUUCUGUGAUUUCUGAGCUCUUUCACAUAAGCUGUGUGAUGGACAUACAGAUAUUGCUGCUAUUCACACGUGUGCUGGAAUUUUACUGAAAGACAAUCUCAGUGUGCUUUUAAGCGUUAUUACUGGAAUUGGAAAACUCUGAAUUAAAAGGGAACAUACGUGAUGAUUCCUCUUUGUGAGAUAGGAAAUGACACUACAGACUGUUUGCCUGCAUAUUAAAGGCAUCUCAUGUUUACACCUGAUAAAGCCUUGAAUAGUGAAUUACAGCUGUAUGCGAGUAUCUAUUUCACGUGUUUUGAGCAUGUGAAAUAUUUGUUAUUAACAACAAAUAAAACCGAAUAAAGGAUGCAGAGAUGAUCAA
Messenger RNA from Danio aesculapii, 1337 nucleotides. It is a transcript of the gene polr3gla, whose product is annotated as RNA polymerase III subunit GL a. The coding region runs from base 165 to 833 and encodes 222 amino acids. The transcript is spliced from 8 exons. The record is from RefSeq and is a predicted model, not a curated record. Gene Ontology annotation, biological process: transcription by RNA polymerase III. NCBI's taxonomy places the organism in Eukaryota, Metazoa, Chordata, Actinopteri, Cypriniformes, Danionidae. Gene Ontology annotation, cellular component: RNA polymerase III complex.